Molecule: messenger RNA, 651 nt
Organism: Saccostrea echinata
Lineage: Eukaryota; Metazoa; Mollusca; Bivalvia; Ostreida; Ostreidae
Product: putative 2'-deoxynucleoside 5'-phosphate N-hydrolase 1
Exons: 5
Coding region: 59-487 (142 amino acids)
Biological process (GO): deoxyribonucleoside monophosphate catabolic process
Cellular component (GO): nucleus
Molecular function (GO): 5-hydroxymethyl-dUMP N-hydrolase activity
Source: RefSeq, a predicted model, not a curated record
CACAUGCUAUUUAAACCAUUGCAUCGAGAGUUCCUCUCCAUUUCUGGAUGUAAUUAAGAUGUCGAUGCUCCACAAAAUUUACUUUGCCGGGAGUAUAACGGGUGGCCGACAAGAUGCUGAUUUAUACCUGCGCCUCGUCAAUCACCUGAAAAAGUGCGGGACGGUAUUAACGGAACACGUGGCUAGUUCCACUGUAGAAGCAGAUGAAGAAGCAGAAGGUCUCACAGACAUAUUAAUUCAUGACAGGGACAUAGACUGGUUAAGCCAAUGUGACGUUCUAGUUGCUGAGGUAACACAAGCUUCCACCGGCGUGGGAUACGAGAUCGGAAGAGCAGUGGCCAUGAACAAAACAAUCAUUUGUCUUUUUCGUCCCGAGCCAGAGAAAAGAAUUUCUCCCAUGAUUUCGGGAGCCAAGGGAGAUAAUUUUUACGUCUACCACUACACGGAGGACCAGGUACCGGAGAUUUUGUCCAGGCACUUCAGCUAAACUUCCUUAAAUGGAUUCUUGGUGACAAUCUCUAUGUCUGAUCACAAUUCAUAUGUACAUACACGCAUACUUUAACUGGUGUAAUAUAAAAAAAUCUUGUAGAAUAUACGUUAUUUUUGUACUUAUUGUUUAUGGCACGUAAUUUAAUAAAAACAUGUUUUUUU